CGCUGUCAUGGAGUCUCACGUGGGGUCGGAGCUGGGGCGCGUUCCGGUUCCGGGGGAGGGGAUGUGAGGGCGGUGCGGGGUCGCCAUGGCGAGCAACGCCGCCAGCCUGAACGCGGUCCGGGAGACCAUGGACGUUCUGUUUGAGAUUUCAAGAAUAUUAAACACUGGCUUGGAUAUGGAAACAUUGUCUAUUUGUGUGCGGCUUUGUGAACAAGGGAUCAAUCCAGAAGCAUUGUCAUCUGUUAUUAAAGAACUACGCAAGGCUACAGAAGCUCUAAAGGCUGCUGAAAAUAUGACAGGCUAAUAUGGGCAAAGAUUUCUGCAUGAGAAGAAUGCCAAGAUAAACUUAACAGGAGCUCUGAAGAUUGCCACUAUUCAGACAAAAAUGAAAUAAGUGUGCAUGCAAAGGUUUCAGAAUAUUUCUGUAAUAUUAUUCAAAAGAAUGGUGCAUAUAAUAGCUUUGAAAAAUUUUUUAAUAAGUUCACCAGUAAUAUCAUUACAUGGUAUUUUUGUGAACUGUUUGUGAAUAUAGUGCAAUUGCUCUUCCUUGGCAUCCAGUACUUUUAAAAUCAUGCCAGAUACUGUACGUCUGUUGAAUUUAGUAGCACGUACCAAUGUAUAUUGUUAUAAUGAAUGCAGCUUUGUUAAUGCAUCCUUUGGAAGUGCUAGUAUAUCCUGGGUUUUAUCUCUUGCUUUGAUGAAAAACUACGUGUACAAUUUUAGCCUUGCUUUAUGGACCAUAGAGGAAUGAAGCCUAGACUGACUUUAUUUUAAUUAGAGCAAGGCCAGUCAUUUAAGUAUCAAUUUGAAAAUAAGAAGUAAAGCAUUUUUGAUAAUAUAGGUAAUGAAUUGUCUUUUUGAUUUUGUUUCAAAUUGCUGGGAAAAGUGUUUCACUUAGGUAACAAAGGUACUUCAGUUAUCCAUGCAGAAAUGUAUGUAAAUUUAAAUUCUAGAUGACGUGGGAUGUUUUAUGGAGAUUAAAUGCUACAUUUGUUACAUUUGUUCCAACUACUAGAUCUAAAAAUAUUAAGUCUGUAUGUUAUUUCUUAGUCAAAGCAUAAAUGAGAAGCAUCAGAUUUGGUUCAUGGGUAUCAAUGAGACUUAAACAGUCAGUUGGUAUAGAAUUGUCUUCUCGUUUAGAACUAGGAAUCUUCACUGGUGCCAGAAGAAGUCUUAAUUUCCAGUAAAUAUCCUUUCAUCUAGAAAUUCUACUUUGUAAGAAAGUGGUUUCUUGUGUAUUCUUCACCUGCAGCUUUUAACUCCAGUUAACUCUAUUAACUCCAGUGUUAAUAGAGUGAAGCACAUUUGGAAAUGAACCUGGAAUCCUUGUUAAACCAAAAGUUAUAUUUGUGCAGAGAUUAAAAAGUUCUUUCUACUCUGAAAGUUUACAGCAUAUGCACUCUAGGUCAUAGCUCUACAAAAAGCAAUCAAGGAGGCUAAAUACUUCAAAUUGCUGCUAGGGAGAAUAGAAAAAUAUUUAUAUUACACUGAAUCACUUACUUUUAUUUCCAGUUAGAGUGUCCAAAAAAUCAUUGCAAGAGGAUGCUAUAAAAGCUUCUGGAUAACCAAGCUGAGGAACUUAUAAAUAGUGUCAUUUUGCACACUCACAGCACCAAUUUACAAAGGGUUUUAAGUGUUCAUGACUUGAAUAUUGGGUGCAUUUUUUUUUUUUUUAAACAGUAAGAUAUCCUUAGUAUAAAAAUAUAUCAACAAUGAAGUUCAUCUUAGGAAAUCUGAAAAGUCAGUAAAACAUCAUGAAGACACCAGGUCAGAUCAGCACAAAUUAGCAAUUAGCUCUUUACUUAAUUUUCUCUAAACUCAGGGCUACAUGUCAAAAAAGAGAAAAGACAUGUGGAGCAUUCUUGUUGUUCUCAGGAGGCACAUCUAAACCUGUGAGAUUACCCUGUGUAACUUAAACCCUGAAAGUUUUCAGUAAACUAUAUCAAAUGUGCCCAAAAUAA
Messenger RNA from Chiroxiphia lanceolata (lance-tailed manakin), 1961 nucleotides. It is a transcript of the gene MZT1, whose product is annotated as mitotic spindle organizing protein 1. The transcript is spliced from 3 exons. Lineage: Eukaryota; Metazoa; Chordata; Aves; Passeriformes; Pipridae. The record is from RefSeq and is a predicted model, not a curated record. Gene Ontology annotation, biological process: gamma-tubulin complex localization; mitotic spindle assembly; microtubule nucleation by interphase microtubule organizing center. Gene Ontology annotation, cellular component: interphase microtubule organizing center; gamma-tubulin ring complex; spindle. Bases 86 to 304 code for a protein of 72 amino acids.